Messenger RNA from Caenorhabditis elegans, 943 nucleotides. It is a transcript of the gene F11C1.10, whose product is annotated as Photosystem reaction center subunit H. Bases 11 to 280 code for a protein of 89 amino acids. Lineage: Eukaryota; Metazoa; Nematoda; Chromadorea; Rhabditida; Rhabditidae. The transcript is spliced from 2 exons. The record is from RefSeq and is marked reviewed.
AGUAUUCACUAUGAGCUUUUCAAAAGAAAACGAAAUAGAUUCAUUUCCAAUUGAUCGUGUGACCGGAAGAGUUCGCGGUUCAGUGAAUAUGAUUGAUAUACAGAGAAAUGUGGAAUGGGUUGAAGUUAGCGGACGGUGGAGUAGAAUGUCGAUAAUGGGAACAUCUCUGACACCAGACAUUUUGACGAUCGAAAAUCAAGGAGAGAAGGAUGAACGAAUCAUUAUUUUUAUGAUUCCAGAUAAUGUUUUUUCAUGGGCUUUCAAAAAGAUAAUUAUUUGAAAAUCCGAUUCAACCAAAUUUAGAACAUGUAAAUUGCUUUUAGUAACACAUUUUCCCUAAUAGUUCGUUAGAUCUUUUUUUCGUUUGUGAGAGGACAUUGUAAUUGUUGUAAAUUUUAAAUAGUUCAUUUGGGACGAACAUGAAAGAAAACAACUUUUGUGUGACAAAGUCAUGCUUUACAUUUAAAAAAACAUGCAUAUAUUCCUCGAGCCGAGUUAUUUAUUUUCAUCAAAAAGCAAGCUGGCUACUACCAAAAAAAACUAUUCAUCAAUCUUAACUAUAAAGUUCUUUAAAAAUCAACAGGUUAUCAAGUAGCCAAAAUAAACAUAUUUUCAACUUAUUCUGUAAUGUGUGACGUCAUACAAUUUGAAUUUUUUCCAGAUCACUUUGGAACUAAUAUUUGUGUUUUAGUGGUUCCUAAAAUAGGUUGUUCGAAAUUUUGAACGGCCAUAACAUUUUUUUUUCAAUUUUUGAGAUGUUUGAUUACGAAAUUUGUUUAUUAGUUCUCAUUUUGGGUCUAUGCAAUUAAAAUCGUCCGAACUGUUAGUCCUCCUUUAAUGUUUCUUUGAACUUUCACAUUCAAUGAACACAAUUUUCUGUUUUGGCGUUUUUGCACUUGUCUAUCUUUCAUAUCUUAGACCUAUCAAUCAACAUGAAUAUUUC